AUGCGGCGCAAACCUCACCAGCCCUUCUCGAUAUCACGACAUAGUGCUUCCAAUCAAAGGCCGAUGGGUGCAAGGCGGCACCAACUCGGCUUGCCGACAUCAAAAGCAAUUAUCGAUCAAAGACUUAUCGAAGGUGCUCAGAUCUCCCAACCUUGGAGUAGACCUCGAGGCUAUGAAUCCGAGAACGUCGACCCCUAUAGCCAACUUGUUGGUCCAGAUUUGCAAUCCUUCCGUGGCGACGAUCAUCAGCUGGACGCAUUUGACCUCGAACUGCUUGCUCAGUCAGAUGAAAGCAACCGAAAUGCCUUGGGACAACCGGGUAACUUAAACUAUCCAUUGGUGCAACCGAGAAAUGAUGCCGCGAAGCAGGUAUCUCGAUUCUUCCAGAGUCUGAGGUCACCUUCUUCUCCGCUCAGUCGAUUGCAGCCCGGAAAGACAAUUGUGACACUGCGGGAGCAAGAGUGUCAAGCGAAGGGGCCAUCGAGACAGUACCACGAAGACCAACUAUCGCAUGAGGAAGAAUCGCCAUCACAUGGAAGUUCUACGCUAUCGAUUGGUACAACGCAGUAUCAAAAGAGCCCCUUCGAAAAUAUUCCCAUGUCAGUUCGAGGAAUUGUCCUCAUCUCGGUACAUGAGCUUCCGGAUAGCCACCGGUCCAUCUUUCAUUUCCCAGUAUUCAAUGCUGUACAGUCGAAAUGUUUCCAGCGUGUCUACAAGACCGACGACAAUAUUGUGCUGGCAGCUCCUACUGGAAGUGGUAAAACAGUCAUCAUGGAAUUGGCAAUCUGUCGCCUACUCAGCACCUUGAAAGACGAGCGCUUCAAGGUCGUUUAUCAGGCACCGACCAAAUCCCUCUGCUCCGAGCGAUUUCGGGACUGGAACAGAAAGUUCAUGUCCUUGGGACUCCAGUGUGCGGAGCUAACUGGCGACACUGAUCAUACGCAGCUCAGGAGUGUUCAGAACAGUCAGAUCAUCGUUACUACACCCGAGAAGUGGGACAGCAUGACUCGGAAGUGGAAAGAUCAUGUGCGCUUGAUGCAAUUAGUCAAGCUCUUCCUGAUUGACGAGGUUCACAUUCUCAAGGAGGCUCGUGGUGCGACGCUGGAAGCGGUUGUGUCAAGAAUGAAGACAUUCGGGUCGAAUGUUCGCUUCGUCGCUCUGAGUGCUACGAUUCCCAACUCGGAGGAUAUUGCGACCUGGCUCGGGAAAGACGCAACGAACCAACAUGUACCGGCGCACCGAGAGCACUUUGGAGAGGACUUUCGUCCCGUCAAGCUUCAGAAGUUUGUGUACGGUUAUCAGUCGCACAGCAAUGAUUUUGCCUUCGAUAAGUUAUGCAGUUCGAAGCUCCACGAUCUUCUAGAGCUUGCUCGUCUAUGGUCCAUGACCAACCCUCCGGCAAGGCUAUGGAAAGGAUCUGGCAAAUCUCUCGAAGCCCACAAUGCAGACCUCAGAACAACGCUGAUGGCAGGAGUUGCAUUUCAUCACGCUGGUCUCGACCCUGCUGAUCGCCACACCGUUGAGUCUGGGUACCUGCAGGGACAUAUCGCCGUCAUUUGCUGUACCUCAACCCUGGCAGUGGGGGUCAAUCUCCCAUGCCACCUUGUUGUCAUCAAAGGUACAGUUGGCUGGCAGGAUGGUGGCUGCAAGGAAUACUCCGAUCUUGAAAUGAUGCAGAUGCUUGGUCGAGCUGGUCGACCUCAAUUCGACGAUAGCGCCAUUGCAGUGAUCAUGACGAGAAAGGAACGAGUUCAACACUAUGAGAAACUCGUAUCUGGGUCUGAGACCCUUGAGAGCUGCUUGCAUCUCAACCUCAUCGACCACUUGAACGCCGAGAUUGGGCUAGGUACUGUCACUGAUGUCGAUUCCGCGGUCAGGUGGCUUGCUAGAGCCACAAAGGAUGAUGAAGACGAAAUGCUUCGGCAGAUUUGCGAGAAAGACAUCAAACUUCUGCAAGAGACUGGACUAGUGGCUUCUGAACGUCUCAAGUCCACACCUUUCGGAGAUGCCAUGGCUCGGUACUAUGUACGGUUUGAAACCAUGAAGACUUUACUCGCGCUGAAAACUCACGCAACUGUAUCUCAAUUGCUUUCUGCAAUUGCCGAAGCAGAAGAAUUCCGCGAGGUACGGCUCAAGGCAGGCGAGAAGUCGCUGUAUAAAGAACUGAACCGUGCCAAUGGCAUAAGGUUCCCGGUGAGAGUUGACGUAGCGCUUCCAGCUCAUAAGAUCCUAUUGCUCAUCCAGUCAGAGCUCGGGGGGGUCGAGUAUCCGGACGGCGAACAAUAUCAGAAACACAAGUUUGCUUUUCAACAGGACAAGACCUUCGUGUUCUCUCACAUCAAUCGACUCAUUCGAUGCGUGAUAGAUUGCCAAAUCUUCCUUGAAGACUCAAUCGCCACCAGAAAUGCCCUCGAGCUCGCAAGAAGCUUUGGGGCCAGGGUUUGGGAUAAAAGUCCUCUGCAGAUGAAGCAAAUCGACCAAGUCGGUAUCGUGGCAGUGAGAAAGCUUGCGGCAGCUGGGAUUACCAGUAUCGAUGCUCUGGAAGCUACAGAGCCCCAUCGCAUUGAUAUGAUCAUGAGUAGGAAUCCGCCGUUCGGGAUGAAACUACUUGGUCGUGUAGCCGAAUUUCCUAAGCUCAGAGUGAACGUAAACUUAGUAGGAAAGGAAAUUAAACCUGGAAAACCCGUAAAGAUACGAUUCAAGGCUGAAAUUGCUUUCAUGAAUGAGAAAACCCCGACUUUCUUCCAACGGCGACCCGUGUAUGUCUGUUUCUUAGCAGAGACCUCCGACGGCCAUCUGAUAGAUUUUCGGCGCAUCAAUGCAAAUAAACUUCAUCAGAGUCAGGAGAUACCUCUAGAUGCAGAGCUGAAGAGCCCGGAGCUACAUAUAACAUGCUAUGCAAUGUGUGACGAUAUCGCCGGAACUUUGAGAUCUGCGGAGCUGAAACCUGAGCUGCCAAAUGUCUUGUUUCCGUCUCGGCCAAGUGGAAGGCAAGCAUUGGAGUCGAUGCAGCAGCCUAGGAUGAAUGUCCCAAGCCGCGAUACCGACGAUACUCCCAUCAACGCAAAUGAUCGAGGAGGGGAUGAUAGUAUCGACAAUGAUGAUUGGCUUUUUGAUGACUUGCUGGAAAUAGACGAGGCAAGCAACUGGGCUGCCGUCAACCAGUCGACUGGAACAUCCCGCAGUCGGAUUGAGGAGAAAGGCUCGAAAGAUUGCAAAGCUGUGGCUCCAACUGCCGAAACUGAGAAAGAGCCGACUCGACUAGACAAUGGCAGAUAUGCGUGUAACCACAGGUGCAAGGACAAGACAACAUGCAAGCAUCUCUGCUGCCGAGAAGGCCUCGAGAAGCCACACAAAGUCGCCCGGAAGCAGUCUGCUAGUGGCAAUCAGCCGAAGAGCGGACUUAACCAGCUGACGCUCUCAGCCAGCAUUCCUAGAACAAAGGCUGGAAGGACCUCGACGAUUGAGACUCGGGAUAAGAGAAGUGGCAAGGCGCAUACAAAGGACGUAUCUUUACAAACGCAGGAAUCCACGGGUAUCGACUCAGACAUCACCGAUAUCGGGGACCUCUUCAACCUCAACUCCACGAGUCAUGUUUCCAAGCCUCAGUGUUCUUCGAGUGACUAUGGUGACGAUAGUUUUGACGACUUGCCCUCGCCAUCAAAGCUGCUGGAGGGUUGUAGUAUGGGCACAACGGCUCAAGUAAACGGGAAGACCGAAAACUCUGCUAGUAAAGGUUAUGAUAUAUCCGAGGCAGAUGAUACCUGGACCGACGUCGACGAUUUGUUCAUGUAUAGAGUUCAACCUUCAUCCACUGGCUCACCAGAACAAGUCAAAAACCACACUGCCACAUUAGCCACGGGAGAACAAGAACAGACUGCAGCACCACCGGAUCAUUCCAUGUUUGGCCGAAAUUCAGUCUCUAAUGGGAACGAAAUUCCAAGGGCUUCUGAGACCGACGUCGACAAAGCGCUCGAUCCAUCUCGAGUCUCAGAUGAGCACCGCGGACGAAAGAGGAAUCUCUCAUGGCAGUGUGAAGGAGCACACUCUUCCGAAAGAACGAAGAAAAGAACGAGGCACGACGAGCCUUGUCAGACUCCUCGCGGUCAAGUUGAAACUGCUACAGAGACAAACGGAAGCGUUCAGGGAUCCGCAAAUCUACCACAGGUGCCAAAGGACUGGGAUGACAUCGACCCUGGUUUGCUGCACGAAUUCAAAGACAUUGUCAAUUUUUUCUAA
Messenger RNA from Aspergillus thermomutatus, 4239 nucleotides. Its product is annotated as putative DEAD/DEAH box DNA helicase (Mer3). Gene Ontology annotation, molecular function: nucleic acid binding; ATP binding. The transcript has 13 exons. The record is from RefSeq and is a predicted model, not a curated record. Bases 1 to 4239 code for a protein of 1412 amino acids. Lineage: Eukaryota; Fungi; Ascomycota; Eurotiomycetes; Eurotiales; Aspergillaceae.